This is a messenger RNA of Theobroma umbraticum, 1342 nucleotides long. Its product is annotated as putative 12-oxophytodienoate reductase 11. NCBI's taxonomy places the organism in Eukaryota, Viridiplantae, Streptophyta, Magnoliopsida, Malvales, Malvaceae. Gene Ontology annotation, molecular function: FMN binding; oxidoreductase activity. The record is from RefSeq and is a predicted model, not a curated record.
CAAGCUUCUCAGUCCCCAUGUCCUUGCCGCAAAGCUUAUUUGGAAGGGAAUAAGAGGGAAGGCAUGACGGCAGACCAGAAGAUGGAGGUGAUCCCCCUCCUCACACCGUACAAGCUGGGAAGUUUUAGUCUCUCUCACAGGAUAGUUUUGGCACCAAUGUCCAGACUGCGAUCUUACGAGUUUGUUUCUCAACCUCAUGCUGUUUUAUAUUACUCCCAGAGAACAACCCAAGGUGGUUUGUUGAUUGGAGAAGCCUCCGGUAUUUCAGAAACUGCUCAAGGCUACCCAAAUACUCCCGGUAUCUGGACAGAAGAGCAAGUGGAGGCAUGGAAACCGAUUGUGCAUGCUGUUCAUGAGAAGGGGGGCAUAUUCUUUUGUCAAUUAUGGCACGCUGGCAGAGCUUCUGAUCAUUCUUUCCAACCUAAUGGUCAGCCCCCGAUCUCCUGUACGUCCAAACCUAUACAAGCUAAGACUCACAUCGAUGGCACAACAGCUGCAGCUUUUCCUGCACCUCGCCGAUUGACAGCCGAUGCGAUAACCCAAGUCGUAGAUGACUACAGAAAGGCAGCUCGAAAUGCUAUGGAAGCUGGUUUUGAUGGAGUAGAGAUUCAUGGAGCUAAUGGCUAUUUGAUCGAUCAGUUCCUGAAGGACCAAGUGAAUGAUAGAACAGAUGAGUACGGAGGGAGCUUGGAAAAUCGUUGCCGCUUCCCUUUAGAAGUAGUUAAAGCAGUUGCUGACGAGAUUGGAGCUGACAGAGUCGGCCUAAGACUCUCCCCGUUUGCUGGUUACAAUGACUGUCGCGACUCAGACCCUGAAGCCCUCGGCCUUUACAUGGCGCAGUCCCUGAACAAACUCAGAAUUUUGUACUGUCAUGUGAUAGAGCCGAGGAUGGUCACCCAAUUUGAUAGCCAAAACACUAAGGACAGUCUCUUGCCAAUGAGAAAGGCUUUCAAAGGAACGUUUAUCGUGGCCGGUGGAUACAACAGAGAAGACGGGAAUGAAGUGGUUGCCAGGGAUGGUGCUGACCUUGUUGCAUUCGGACGCUUGUUCCUGGCUAACCCUGACUUACCAAGGAGAUUUGAGCUCGAUGCUGUGCUUAACAAGUAUGAUAGAAACACCUUUUACACCCAUGAUCCUGUUGUUGGUUACACAGACUAUCCAUUUCUUGAAACUGGUAACUAAACCCUUUGAUUUCUUUUUAUAGACAAUAAUCAAUAAUGUACCAUGAAAAGAAACUCUAUUGGUGCAAAUUGCAACAACUAUUAUUCAUUUUCAAAAACACGUGGUACUAAAUCACGUUCAAUUGUUAUUUUCUGUCUCUAAAUGUUUGUGCUUAUUUGAU